AUGUCUCCGACGGGCAGUUCCAGUUUUAAAUUAAAUUCAUAUUUUCAAUAUCUGGUAGACGAAAUUAAAAUAAAUAUUUUUAAACAUGUUGAUCAACCUUUUAAUUUAGCUCGUUCUUGUAAGAGUUGGGCAGCUGUCGCAAAAGAUUCGUAUGCUAAAACGGAAUGGCUGUUAGCCCGUUCAGGAAAAACUCAUGCGUUAUUUGUUGCCGUAAAGUUAGGACCAAGUUUUCUUACCAUUCCAGUAUGUCAAAAUUUACUUACAAGAAAGGUCAUCAUUUCGAGAUACUUCGUUCAAAGGUUAUUAAUGCAUUUUGGAAAGUUCGAUCAAAAGUUGAUAGAUCUGAAAAUUGAACAUAACGUUAAUCAACUUGACGCCGAUAGAAUCUGUGCACUCCAAAAAAGAAUCAAAUCGCCAUGGGCCAGCAAUUUAUCUUUACCAGUAUUCCUUUAUUUAUUAAGCGAAGGAUACAAUCAAUUUGGAAAUGCGGUUCCUUUAAAGGGAAAUGAUAUGGAACUAUUCCAUUUUCUAUCAGCAGGUCCUCACGUGAUCAACUACGCACCUGGAAUGCUGCGGAAGAAUUUAAAAGACAUUGAAGAUUUGAUUUUGAAUCAAAAAUUCAUUCCAUUUCCGCCCAGGCCAAAAUCCAUUACGCGAGAUUUGAAUCAUGACCCUCACAUUCAUCAACAACCACCUCCGGAAGAAUAUCCUCCCAAGGACGGUUAUGAGAAUAGUAGACAAUUAAACGUAAUUGCAAGAGCAAUACUUAUUCACCCUGAUUUGGUGAAUUUAUGGAAACAAAUUGGUUAUGAAGAAAUCUGUAAUGAUGUCAAUGAUUUAGUAUUGCAAGGAGCAUUGCUUAUCCUCUUUCCACCAACACCAAGUUCUGAUUGGGUUUGCCCUACCGUUUCCAAUGUAAUUUCACGUCUUAAAGAUCUCAUUGAUUUGGGAUUCAUUUUAAAGGAUAGUGUUAUUAUUGAUGCUCUUCAUAUGUUUGAACAUCGUUUGGAUGAUAUCGGGGACAUACUCUGGAACGUUUUCUGUACAAUUCGAUCCAGUGAACCAAUAUAUUCACUUGCUUGCAAUUUUUUCCGGGAAGCAUUAAAUCCAGAAAGAAAUCUGAAAAAAGAUGAUUUGUUAAAUUUCCUUAAAUCAAGAUUUGAUUAUCAUGAACGAGUUAUUAAAGAGGUCGUUGCACAAUACUUUAAAGAUCAAAAGGUGAACGAUAUGAAUUUAAGAAGGAAGUCGCUUAUCCUUUCACCCAAAGUUUAUCAAUACUUCCUUGAAACAUUUGGGGUAAAUUCAGAGAUAUGCAGGAUGUGCUUUGAAGAUCUUCUUACUUUAAGAAUUUAUAUUGAUGAACCACGUAUUUUAGAAGAUAAUAAAAUUUCACCUGUCACGUAUGACUCUAUCGUAAAAACUUUUAACCUGUAUGUUACAGAGAAUGUUACUUUUGAGCCAGAACAUAUGGAUUUAUUACAAAGCGCAACAAGUCCAGAACUGAUUCGGCCAUUUUUUGAGAAAUUUCUACCUUCCGUUUUUGGUAUGUCCAAGAAUCACAAACUUAAUAAUUCUAAGAAAAGGAAGAGACAAACGGAUGAAAUAAUAAAAUGGUCCGGUAAAUUAAAAUCAUUCUGUGAAACGGACGACGGGAAUUCAUCUAUUAUUUUUAAAGAAAAUCUCUUGAAUUUUUGUAAAAGGUUAGAAAAUUAA
Messenger RNA from Funneliformis mosseae, 1713 nucleotides. Lineage: Eukaryota; Fungi; Glomeromycota; Glomeromycetes; Glomerales; Glomeraceae. The record is from the annotation of a GenBank genome assembly.